UCUUCCUCCUCUUCUUAUAUCGUCACAUAUUCUCUCUCUCUCUAUCUCUCUUAUGUUUUUAUUCGUCACGAGUUUCUCUCACACUGUGUUAAUAAACAUCGCGCAUUACGCAUUCUAAGUUCUAACCAUCUUUCAACGCCCUCCUCUGUUUCUUGUAUUCUCACAACUAUCAGAAAUCUCCAGUUGCUACGUGCUAGCAAUUGAUUGUUGGGAGUGUUUUUUUUGUGUGGGUUGUGGUCUCAAGUCUCUGUUUGAGAAACAGAGCAAUUUGAAGUCUUCCAAUGCUAAGUUUUUUUGGAGUCAAAAGUCAACGAAGAAAACCUUUGUCUGUGGGAGAUAUGGAUUACUUAGAACCCAAAACAAAGAGUAAUCUCAUGGCAAAGCUUCUCUUAUUAGUUUCUCUAGUAAUUUUAGCUAUCAUUGUGAUCAGUCGAUCUUCAAGCUUCACAUCCCCGAGCGUGUUUUCCCAAAGAGAGGAAGGAGUGACUCAUGUAUUAGUCACUGGUGGUGCUGGCUAUAUCGGUUCACAUGCGGCCUUAAGGCUACUUAAAGAUUCAUACCGCGUAACCAUUGUGGACAAUCUUUCCCGUGGAAACCUUGGCGCGGUUAAGGUUUUACAGGGAUUGUUCCCACAAACUGGAAGGCUUCAGUUCAUUUACGCUGAUUUAGGAGAUCCUGCAGCUGUGGAGAAAAUCUUCUCAGAGAACGCCUUUGACGCUGUGAUGCAUUUUGCUGCGGUAGCAUAUGUUGGAGAAAGCACUCUUUAUCCUCUAAAGUAUUACCAUAACAUUACAUCAAACACAUUAGGAGUUCUUGAAGCUAUGGCCAGACAUAAAGUGAAGAAAUUAAUAUAUUCUAGCACUUGUGCUACUUACGGAGAGCCUGAAAAAAUGCCGAUUACUGAAGAUACUCCACAGCUCCCGAUUAAUCCUUAUGGAAAAGCUAAAAAGAUGGCAGAGGAUAUAAUCUUGGAUUUCUCCAAGAACUCUGACAUGGCGGUUAUGAUCUUAAGAUACUUCAAUGUGAUCGGUUCAGAUCCAGGAGGUAGACUAGGAGAAGCUCCAAGACCCGAGCUUCGUGAGCAAGGACGGAUUUCCGGUGCUUGUUUUGAUGCAGCUCGUGGUUUCAUUCCUGGACUACAAGUGAAAGGAACUGACUACAAAACAUCGGACGGGACUUGCAUUAGAGACUAUAUAGAUGUUACUGACCUCGUGGAUGCUCACGUGAAGGCUCUCCAAAAAGCUCAGCCUCGUAAAGUCGGUAUCUACAACGUUGGAACCGGAAAAGGAAGAUCGGUUAAGGAAUUUGUGGAGGCGUGUAAGAAGGCGACAGGAGUUGAGAUCAAAGUAGACUUCCUGCCCCGGCGACCAGGAGAUUACGCAGAGGUUUAUAGUGAUCCUACAAAGAUUUUGAGAGACUUGAAUUGGACUGCUCAAUACACUAAUCUUCAGGAUAGUCUUCAAGUUGCUUGGAGGUGGCAAAAGAUUCAUCCUCAUGGAUAUGCUUCUUACUAAAAACAGAGGAAAUAACACCACCUGUAAAAUUUUCUUGCGUUUUUCUUCUUAAAGUUUCAUUUCAUGAAUUUGCAUAAUGUCUUGAGGGAUUCUAUAUAUUAUAUAGAAAAUAUAUAUUGUGACUGGUUAUGUACUUACUGGUGAAAUUGUGGGACAUUGUUUUGGAACGCCGAGCUGAUAUA
Molecule: messenger RNA, 1696 nt
Organism: Eruca vesicaria subsp. sativa (arugula)
Lineage: Eukaryota; Viridiplantae; Streptophyta; Magnoliopsida; Brassicales; Brassicaceae
Source: the annotation of a GenBank genome assembly